This is a messenger RNA of Arachis duranensis, 1650 nucleotides long. Its product is annotated as probable receptor-like serine/threonine-protein kinase At5g57670. Gene Ontology annotation, biological process: protein phosphorylation. Lineage: Eukaryota; Viridiplantae; Streptophyta; Magnoliopsida; Fabales; Fabaceae. Gene Ontology annotation, molecular function: protein kinase activity; ATP binding. Bases 379 to 1365 code for a protein of 328 amino acids. The record is from RefSeq and is a predicted model, not a curated record. The transcript is spliced from 6 exons.
CCUAAAUAAUUAACCAAAUGAAAAGCCACAUAAAUAGAAGAGCCAAAGAGUUGAAUAGGCUCAUAUGCCUAGUUUUCUAAACCUUCUUUAUUCUUUUUUCCUAAGACCAAGAUCAAAUAAGCAUAAGCUCCUUCAAGUUUUCUUUCUAUUUUUUCAAAUUUGUUUUAUGGACCUUGAAAUUUGAAAAAGCAGUGUCAUAUAGGAGGAGUAGUAUUUCAUAGAUAAACGUGAGAAAGCAUUUAAACCCUUUUAACUGUCCCUAGUACACAGUACACAAAACAGUUUUAUCAUCAUCUUUUUUCCUCUUCUUUGCAUGAAACAGAGUCCUCUGUUAUCUCCUCUGCAUGAAAAACAGAGUACUCUGUUUUCAUUGUUGCAAUGAAAUACAUUCGGACCAGCAGCUUGAAGAGGCUCUUCUCUCUGAAAAGGCGUAGUUUUGGAGACCAAUCUCUGGGAACACUGAAGGAUGGAGAGGAGAUUGCAGUGAAGAGGCUCACAAGAACUUGCAGAGAUGAGAGGAAAGAGAAAGAGUUUCUAACAGAGAUUGGUACAAUCGGCCAUGUCCACCAUAACAAUGUUUUGCCUCUUCUUGGUUGCUGUAUUGACAAUGGCCUUUACCUUGUUUUCAUGCUAUCUACCAGAGGCUCUGUUGCAUCCCUUCUUCAUGAUGAAAAGUUGGAUACUUUGGAUUGGAAAACAAGGCAUAAGAUAGCUGUUGGAACUGCACGUGGCCUCCAUUACUUGCACAAAGGUUGCAAGAGAAGGAUAAUCCACCGAGACAUUAAGGCAUCAAAUAUUCUUUUGACAGAAGAUUUUGAACCUCAGAUAUCUGAUUUCGGAUUAGCAAAAUGGCUUCCAUCUCAAUGGAGUCAUCAUUCAAUUGGCCCAAUAGAAGGGACAUUUGGUCAUUUGGCACCAGAAUACUAUCUGCAUGGAGUUGUGGAUGAGAAGACAGAUGUAUUUGCUUUUGGUGUGUUCUUGCUUGAACUCAUUUCUGGAAGAAAACCAGUUGAUGGGUCUCACCAAAGCUUGCAUACUUGGGCAAAACCAAUAUUGAAGAAAGGGGAGGAAGAGAAGCUUGUGGAUCCAAGGCUUGAAGGGGAGUAUGAUGGAGGAGAGUUAAAGAGACUUGCCUUUGCAGCAUCCUUGUGCAUUCGGGCUUCUUCAAUUUGGCGACCAACCAUGACUCAGGUAUUAGAGGUAAUGGAAGAGGGUGAAAUUGACAGAGAGAAGUGGAAAAUGCCAGAGGAAGAAGAAGAGGAAGAUGAAGAGGAAGAGUUUUGGGGUUUUGAUGAUCUUGAAUAUGAAUAUGACACUUCAUUAUCAAUGUCACUACCUGAUUCCACUGCAAGUACAUAUAUUUAGAGGUUAAAUUUUAAAGAGUUAGGUGCCACUUUCAAUUAUUACCCAAAUAGUGACACUAGCUAGUAGUGUAUGUAUACAUGGAUGAUGAUAUGUUAAAACUUAAAAGAGUAUUAUUCUUUAUUGUUAUUUUUAUUUUUAAGUUUAAUUGAACUUUAUUAUGUCGGCAACGUGAGAGGAAAAUGACAGAGUAAAGUUGUUUUCCGCCACUAAUCAUUAUUCAAUGGUGAAGUCUUUAUGUGAAACAAGACACUAAUAAUUGGUUUUAAUAGGUCCACUUGUUUCUAA